Messenger RNA from Durusdinium trenchii, 2123 nucleotides. The record is from the annotation of a GenBank genome assembly. Lineage: Eukaryota; Dinophyceae; Suessiales; Symbiodiniaceae.
GCCCCAGGUCGGACGAUCAGGCUUGAGAGUGUAUGCCGACGUAUUUCGGCUUGAAGGCCUUAAGCCAUGUUUUGGCUGCGCUAGAGGAAAACCACGCGCGUUCGAAUCCUGUUUGCUUUGGAUUCCACAGUGGCCGGCUGCAAGUCCCCUGGCGCAGGGCUGGCGCGACCCAAGGGACGAUCCAAGGGUCAGACACGACCAAACAGGUUCGGGCGACAGAGACUUUGAAUACAGAGCACCUGGCCGCUGAAGAUGAAGCAGCAGCACAUGAAGUGUUGACAGUUGCAGUUGGUGAUACAUUUGCCACUCCGCUCUCCGAAGUGUUGGCACAGCAGCAUUUGCAAAAGCGGGACAUCCCUCGUUUGGCUCAGGACAAAAGAUUUGUUGGAGCUUUAGACAAUGCUUGCAACCGGACCUGCGCUGGUUCUUUUUGGUUGGUAUUUUACCUUCAAGCCCUUCAAGCAGCUCCCAAACCCAUCCAAGACCUCGUGACCACGAUUGAAGAAGAUGAACUUUUUCGUUUUGGGAAUGGUGGCGCGCAGAAGAGCAAUGUGAGGUAUAGGUUGCCAAUGGCUUUGGGUUCCACCUUGGUCCUGGUUUGGGUAUCGAUAGUUCCUGUUCCUUCGUUGGGCCUCCUUCUUGGUCGUGAUUUCCUUUCAGGGAUUGGAGCAGUUCUUUCUUUCAGCCGGAAGAAACUUCGAGCCGACCUCGCCACUUCUCACUGCCGCUCCAGCCUUCGAUGUGGCCACGUCCGGGAUCCCAACGAUGGCGUCGUUUGGGACGAUGGCAUUCACCUUGUCACUGAACAUGGUUUGAAAGCUGCUACUUCUGCCGGGGAUCAAGGGAUGCUCAAGCUACGACAUCUCCCCCGACUACAUCCUCUUCGACGUCCCCUGAUCGUGCAGGAUCUUUGGAUCAGCAUGGAGCAGCAGGCGCACGAGCACCACGACCUGACGAAGUUCGAGUACACGAAGGUGGUGCUGCGACGGCGAAGACUCAUUCUUCGCUUCCGCGAAAAGGCCGCUUGGCGCGGACAUGGGUUGCUCUUAUGGCUGUUGCCUCGGCCGCAUCUGCGGUACGCUCCUUUUCCGUACCCAAGCAUCAGCCACACCAAGCACUGGCAGGACCAAGCCGAGGCGAUGUAUUUGCAGAGGCCCAAGGCCCUGAUGCAUCACCAUUGGCGCCGAGCUCGCAUUCAAGAUGUGCCAGUGUAUACGACCAAGAACCUGUUGGAACUUGGUCAAUUCCGCAAUCGAGUUGGGCUGGACUUCGCCUUCAUGGAGGACAACCUGCUCCAGGGCAUGUUGGCGGCUCGCUCUGGGAAGGGCAUCAAGGCUCAGCUCAAGAGAGAGGCUGCAUUGAUGCCAGGUGAACAGCGCCAAUUGCGAGCGCUUCUGGGAAGCCUUCAGUGGCUGGUAGCUCAGGUCAGAUUUGACAUCCAGUUCCAGUUGUCAACCUUGCAAGGUGCCUCACAGAUCAUAGAGACGCUGAUUCGCGCGAACGCCCUUGUGAAAAAGGCGAAACAGCAUGCCUCGUUCUUCCUGAACUUCAAGCCGCUGGACCUUCGUGAUGCAGGCAUUUUAGUUGUCUCAGACGCUUCAUUGGGCAAUGUCACCAAAGAAGGCUGCAACCAGGGAGAGUCCAUCAAGAAAGUCUGCAGCCAAGCUGCCUAAUUACUUUGUCUUGAUCGCGGACCGCGACCUCAUGGCUGGCAGAGAAGAAAGCUUUGCAAUCCUUGACGCGAGAUCGCAUAGACUCAACAGAGUCUGCCGCUCGACCUUUGCCGCAGAAAUCCUCGGAAUAGAGGAAGCGAUGGACGCAGGGCAAUACUGCCGUGGAGUGCUGAGAAGAGCUUUCGGGCAUCCGCUCGAUAGAAAGCCCUGUGACCUCAGCACCAACUCAGUGGCGAUGACUGUUGUGACUGACGCAAAGGAUGCCUACGACAAGCCCCGCUCUGAAACCCCAAGCUAUGGUUCUCAGAAAAGCCUAGCCUUCAGCAUCAGCUGGAUUCGCUCAAUGUUGGGCAGAAGCAACACUGCCAUUAGGUGGACAGCCACCGAGAACAUGCUGGUGGACUGCGGGACGACAGAGCUCGACCCAAGUCAUUUGCACAAAAUCCUCAA